This is a messenger RNA of Pectinophora gossypiella (pink bollworm), 2373 nucleotides long. It is a transcript of the gene Edc3, whose product is annotated as enhancer of mRNA-decapping protein 3. Gene Ontology annotation, molecular function: mRNA binding. Bases 151 to 1572 code for a protein of 473 amino acids. Gene Ontology annotation, cellular component: P-body. The transcript has 5 exons. The record is from RefSeq and is a predicted model, not a curated record. Gene Ontology annotation, biological process: P-body assembly; deadenylation-independent decapping of nuclear-transcribed mRNA. NCBI's taxonomy places the organism in Eukaryota, Metazoa, Arthropoda, Insecta, Lepidoptera, Gelechiidae.
UAUAGGACUGACUGUCAAGUCAAUAAAUAAAAUAAGUGAAAUCAACUGAAAUGUGGUUGCUUUUUUUGCAUGAUUAACAUGGUGACAGAGUUUCAUUGCAAAUAUUGUCGUAGUUAACAGCGAAAGCAAGUUAUAAGAUAGAAUACUGCGAUGGCGAACUGGGUAGGUUACGCGGUGUCCGUGAACUGCGGCGAGCCGCUGGGCUGCUACCAGGGCACCAUCCUGAACGCUGACGGCACCACCAUCACCCUGACUAAAGCUUUCCGUAAUGGAUUCCCUUACCCUAAGUCACAAGUCACUUUAAAUGCGGCAGAUAUAAAGGAGCUGAAGAUCAUUGAGGCGCGCGCGGAGCCGGCAGAGCAGACGCACAGCACGGUGGCCGUGGCCAAGUCCAACAAGAAGGCGGCGCGGGCCACAGUCUGUGAGAACCUGCAGGCCAACCCCUCCAGCUCCGGCAAUCAGGCUGGAGGCAGCGGGGGUGGCGGUGGCGGGGGCGGGGGCGGCCGGGCGGCGCGCAGCAAGCCCAUCGACAUCCAGCCGUCACGCAGCGGCAAGAGCAACAACCAUGCAGGCAGCUACGGGCAGUCGGGGUCGACGCCGAAGGGUCGCGGCGGCGGCGCGGACAAGCAGCGGCGCCGCAACGAGGCGUGCUUCGGCGACGCGGCAGACCCCGCGCUCGACCGCGACUUCGACUUCGAGGGCAACCUCGCGCUCUUCGACAAGCGCGCGCUCUGGGAGCAGAUCAACAAUCAGAAGCCGGACCUCGCGCACGGCAAGUUCCGGCACGACGAGAACGUGCUCGGCGGCGGCGGCGGCGGCGGCGGGCCGCGGCGCGCCAUCGUGGUGCCGGACGAGCUGCGCGGCCCGCUCGACUACGUGAGCGACGACGGCUGCGUGGUGCCGGCGGCGGCGGCGGGCGCGCGGCGCCGGCUGUGGGCGGCGCUGGCGCGCGCGGGGCAGGCGCACACGGCGCGGGUGCUGCUGGCGCGCGCCGGCGCCGACGUGUGCGUGCGGCUGGUGGGCGGCGGGCGGCGCCUGGAGCCGCGCAACGCGCACCAGGCGCCCGCCGCCGCCGUGCUGGCCGGCCACCACGACGCGGGCGCCGCCGGCCUGCUGGCCGCGCGCCUGCUGGCGUCGCACGGCGCGCGCGUGGCCGUGUACGUGCACCCGCCGCUGGCGGGCGCGUCGGCCGCCGUGGCGCAGGAGGUGGCGGCGCUGGCGUUGGCCGACGUGGCCGUGUGCGGCCGCCUGGCGCUGCUGCCGCGGGCCGACCUGCUGCUGCUGGCGCUGCACGACCCGGCGCUGGACGAGCCGGCGGCGCACUACGCGGCCGUGGCGGAGUGGGCGCGGGCGGCGCGGGCCGGCGCCGUGGCGCUGGAGCCGGCGCCGGGCUGGGACGUGCCGUGCCGCGCCAGCGUGUUCGCGCUGCUGCCGGGCGCGGGCGCCGCGCUGGGCCGCGUGUUCCUGGCCGACGUGGCGCCGCCGCUGCGCGUGUUCCAGGAGCUGCGCGUGCACUACCGCCCGCCCUUCGGCGCGCACUCGCUGCUGGCGCUGCACCCCGCCGACGACUGACCGCGGGGCCAGCGCUCGUGGCCCGUCGCAGAGUGACGACUGACAGUUGGGCUGAAUCGGACUAUUUUGACGCCGCUGCGCUGCGUGUUGAACUCUCGCCUGUAGCGAACACCUUGUACAGUGGCCUGUAUCUCGAAUGAUUUCUGUAUUUUAUUAAUUGAAUGAAGUGACCGUGUCCUCGUUACGGUCGACAAUGACCGUAAUAUCUCUAUGUGUAAUGUUGUAUGUAAGUUGAUGCGUGGAGCGCCACGUGCCAUACAAGUGUCCUCCCGCCUCCCGUCUGUACAGGCCUGCACCGCCAGCGUCCGGCACGAUCCGGGAGCGCGGCUCUCGAUCUGUCUCUUAUUCGCUAUAUUUUCCUAUCAUACCUCUUCUAUCACUUUAAAGUGAAGCUCAAUGAUGAAACGCAUUCACUUCAUCCUUCUGGCUCGGUUCUACACAACGGAGAUCGCGUGCGGCAAUAUCGUAUCGGACGCAGUGAGUCAAUGCCUUAACCUCCCCAAAUUAAGAAUUAUUCUAUUUUUAUAUGGAUAUAAUGUAUAUUUGAAGAAUUAAGUAUUAUUUUUGAACAGGUUAUCUGUGUCGUCUGCUAUCUGCUAACAGACGGUACUGAUUCCAAUAGACACUUUCUAGAGUUAUACUUGUCAUUUUUUUAUCUGCUGAUGAGUAAACGAAAGUACAAAUCGGACAAGAGGUGUCUGCAGGAAUCACCACUAACAUAAAGCGCGGGAUUUUGUUAUUAAAAAACUCGACUCGCGCUACAUUGACAAUGAACUCGAUCAAAUAAAAUGUUGAAAUUGA